Culex quinquefasciatus (southern house mosquito) is the source of this 513-nucleotide messenger RNA. RefSeq lists its product as uncharacterized. The record is from RefSeq and is a predicted model, not a curated record. The coding region runs from base 7 to 513 and encodes 168 amino acids. The transcript is spliced from 2 exons. Lineage: Eukaryota; Metazoa; Arthropoda; Insecta; Diptera; Culicidae.
CACAAAAUGGUCGCCAUCGCUGAAGAACUUCAGGUUAUGCCCUUCAACCUACGAAUCUUGGAGUUGAUUGGCUUGUGGGGCAAUCGGGGCAAAUUGUACCGAUUUUUGCUUGCAUUCACUUACGUCGUAAUGGUGAUCAUGUUCCCGAAGGCAGUUUUGGGAGUUGGAAGUAGUGAUGCGACGCAGAUUUGCAAGGGCAUCGCCGAGUUUAUCUUUGAGUUGUCCAACUUGGUAACGUUGGGUGUCCUCGCGGCGAAGAGGAAUACCUUUGAACAGGUCAUUCAAGGGUUGAACGAAUUUUUUGAUGAAGUUGCUUUCGGGGAAGACUCCAAUGUCUGCUACGAAAUGAUCCUGAAACAAAAUUUGAAAAUCAAAAAAGUUUUCAAAUUUUUAAUGUUCUACUGCGGAUACGGAUCGAUUGCUUACUGCCUGCCAGCAGUUGUGAUUAGUCAUUGGCGUUUUUGGAGCAGCUGUGAACCUAUCAUUUUAGAGUUGCCUAUGGAGCAAGAGUAG